AUGCCCAAAAGCGCGAAAAAACGGAAGGACAAGGCUGCAGAUUUCGCAAAAGCAAAGCUCAAGCUCGGCAAAGGAAAACAACAGCCCUCGAAUGCAAUUGAUACUUCGUUUAAAGCAAGAUCAAUUGCACUUCCUUCUCAGUCGAUUGCCAAGCAUCUAAACACCGAAGUACCGACAACUAAACGGCGCUUGUCUUUUGAAGAUCUUAUUCUUCACUUAAAGCACUACAGUGCCUCGACUCGUAAAGAUGCGCUUGCCGGUCUUCGUGAGCUAUUAGAUGCUCAUCCACAUAUUCUUCAUGGCUCUCUUCCAACCUUAAUUGCCGCAACAGCACGGGUUAUUGGCGAUGAGGAUGCAGGAGUCCGCAAAUCUCUUCUAGAGUUUUACACCUGGUUAUUUCCUCGUGUGCCAGCGGACGACCUGAUGCCCCAUACGCCGACCCUGCUCCUUUUCACCACUUCUGCCCAAACACACAUUUUCCCAGAAAUCCGAGUGGAUGCCAUUCGAUUUUUGGACAUAUACCUAGAGCACAUGCCGAGUGCGAUUGUCGCUGGGUGGGAUCGCGAAGGGACCACUGGACAUCAGGUUUUACAGGGGUAUCUCGGUUUGUUAAACGCUGGAACUUCUUUCGGAGAUGUCGAAGGUCCGAUGAGAGCAACGUCCAUUGCGAGCGUUGUUCUGACGGCUGCUUCCAAACUUGUGGUGUUACAGUCUCUGUCAACUCUUCUCCGCCACUCCACAUCUAACUCAACAACUGGCGUGUCCUCGACCCUGGACACGUGGUACUUGAGACCUUGGUUCACGACUGAUGUUGCCUAUACGACAUUCGACGACCUCUUACGCCCUCGGUUAACUACACCAACAGAGCCUUCAAUAAGGAGCUGGCGACCAGAAGCGGACUUCGAGGAGGAGGACGAUGUGGGAGUUCACACACUGGUCCAACCCAUCGGCAGUAUCUGGAGCCUUGAAGAGCUUUCUCAUAUCCCAGAGAAGUCUGAGGAAAUUGAUACAGAGGGAAGCUCGAUAUUUCUCGCGCAUUUAGUCCGAACACUACAUUCAACGCUCGUUUCGACAUUCCUUGAUUGCGCUCCGGCCGUCUUCUCUCCAAACGGACGUGCAGAUGAGACACAGAGUAAACUCAUUCUGUCUGUGGUGGAGAUCGCACGCCACCUCUAUGGGCCUCUCUUACGGAGUUCGUCCGCAACGCUCACAGAGCGCAACGCCCGUGCCUCGGAAGAUCUCAAAUCUGUCCUGGGGUAUAUGUCUCCAUACUUCCCAUUCACAACUGAUUCCCGGGACAUCCAAACCGAACAAACAUUCCAAGCAUUGAACCUAAUAUAUUGCGAACUCUCUUCAUUGGUGAUGUUACCAUCCACCAAUCGCCCAACGAAGAAAGCAGGCCAAUCUAAAGGGAAUCUGCGUCAACAAACGGAGCGGGUCAGCACAUAUGUGACGAGGCUACUGAAGGGAGAGAACAUGUCCCCCUCGCAAAUCGGGCGACCGCUGACUGCAGAUGCCUAUAAUCUACUUCUUCCAACAAUUUGGGCCCUGAUGAACAACCCGGACCCUCAGUCUCACGAUCUUUCCCGAGGCGUGCUCUUGGCCGUCAUCGACCAUGGGCGAAGAGUCUCCUCCAAAUCGGCUGUCAAACAGUAUACGCUUGAGUUCAUUUCUCGGGUUCUGCUGCUCGACACCGAAACUCAAUUCACCGGACACAUCGGCGCAGAGAUCAAGACUGCAGAAGAAGUAUCUGAGUGGAUAAACCAUCUGCCCAAGUGUCUCUGGGAGCUUGGGUCGUCGAACCUGGUUGCAAGCGAGGUUAUUCUCCGAUUUUUGAUCGCCGUUUCACAACGCCGAUCCCGAAUCGUUAAUAACGAGGUUGCGCGCUUGCUACGGUCGCAACUUGUUCCUUACUUCACCAUGACACAUCCCUCUCGCGGGCAGAUAUCAGGCCCGUAUUCCAAGCUGCCUACCUCAGGGCUGCUACGCCGACUUGUCCUCUCCCUGAUCGUGUUGAUCAGGAGUAAGGACGAUUCGGCGUUGUCCUCUGCAGUAGACAGUGCUGUUACAGGAUCAGAGGAGGCAUCUUACUGGAGUAGUAUAUCUAAUUAUCAACCUUGA
Mycena indigotica is the source of this 2121-nucleotide messenger RNA. RefSeq names its product Ipi1-N domain-containing protein. Gene Ontology annotation, biological process: rRNA processing. The transcript has 13 exons. The record is from RefSeq and is a predicted model, not a curated record. Bases 1 to 2121 code for a protein of 706 amino acids. NCBI's taxonomy places the organism in Eukaryota, Fungi, Basidiomycota, Agaricomycetes, Agaricales, Mycenaceae. Gene Ontology annotation, cellular component: nucleus.